Neoarthrinium moseri is the source of this 357-nucleotide messenger RNA. RefSeq lists its product as uncharacterized. Lineage: Eukaryota; Fungi; Ascomycota; Sordariomycetes; Amphisphaeriales; Apiosporaceae. The coding region runs from base 1 to 357 and encodes 118 amino acids. The transcript has 2 exons. The record is from RefSeq and is a predicted model, not a curated record.
AUGGCUGCCCUGGGCCGCCAGCAAGAGGACAACUGUGGUCUGCACGCCACCCAAACCGAUCUCGCGCACAAAGAACCUGCAGCGGCCGUUUUGGCACACAUAGUGCACGCCACGCGGCGAGCGGCCGUCCUGUCCGUUGAGCCGGGCCCAGCUCGGGAUGCCGCAAUCGCACUCGGGGUUGGUGUCCUGGCAGCCGCGCUGGUUGGCGAAGGAGACGAACUUGCGACACGACGCGCAGUAGUACUACGGCCAGCCAGCAUUGCCGUUGAGGUUGGCCAAACUGGUGAUGCGCAGCUGCGCCAAGCCUUUGCAGAGCCAGCAUAUGGCCGGCUGGGAUACUGGCUCCCGCUCUGGUGA